GAUUCCAUGUGCGUUUCAUAAGGCCAGAGAGCCAGCUAAGACUUUAACUGAAUGCGCUGCUCUCCUUUACAUCAUUUUGUAACAAUGCGGGACAGUGACAUCCACGGCGUCUCUUUCUAGAAUUGUCAAAGGAAUUGGUUUGGAACUGGCGCGAUGUUUUUCUCGUUGGGAUCGGUGACAGCUCUAGUGGCUGGCAUUUUCGCCCUACACGUUGUACAGAAACUGUGUUUCCCUUACUUUUGGAAGGAUGUUUUUUAUUUAGUGAAAGUCAUCCGAUACGGCGCACGUCUGGAGAUAUUCAAAAUUACUUCAAAAGUUGUCACUAUCAUUGACAGAUUCGUCCAACAGGCAGAGCGAAUUCCCACAAAACCUUUCCUUAUAUAUGAGGGAAUAACGUACACCUAUCAAGACAUUAACGAGCGGAGCAACAAAUUGGCGAAUGUCUUCCUCGAGCAGGGCACGUUGAAGAAAGGGGACUCCGUUGCGCUUCUGAUGAACAAUGAGCCCGACUUCAUCUGUGUUUGGUUCGGAUUGAUCAAACUCGGAUGUGCAGUGGCCUUUCUAAACACAAACAUUAAGUCCAGAUCGUUGCUACAUUGUUUCAACUGCUGUGGGGCCAAGACUCUUGUUGUUGGUGCAGACCUGUUGGACUCCUUGGAGGACAUCUUGCCCAGCUUCCUGGAGGACAACAUCUCGGUGUGGGCCAUGAAGAACGAGAGCAGCCACACGGAGGUCCAGACACUGCUAGAUAAGAUGGACAAGGCGUCGGACAAGCCCACCCCGCCUGCCCUGAGGGCUACCACCUCCCUCAAGGCCGCCACCCUCUACAUCUUCACCUCAGGAACCACUGGUCUGCCUAAGGCUGCGGUCAUCACACACCUCCAGUCCCUGAAGGCUGCAGCAGGGUUCUGGGCCUACGGUGGGUCGGAAGAUGACGUGGUCUACAUCCCCCUGCCUCUCUACCACAGUGCAGCCUCUCUCAUCGGUGUCGGGGGAACCAUCGAGAUGGGCGCUACCUGUGUCUUGAAGAAGAAGUUCUCAGCCUCACAGUUCUGGAAUGACUGUAGAAAAUACGACGUGACCAUCUUCCAGUAUAUCGGCGAGCUCUGUCGAUAUCUGUGCAAUCAGCCUAAGGCCGAGGGGGAGAAGAAGCACAAGGUGCACAUGGGUGUGGGAAACGGGCUCCGGCAGGACGUGUGGCGGGAGUUCCACCGACGUUUCGGCGAGAUCCGCAUGUGCGAGCUCUACGGCUCCACAGAGGGCAACCUGUGUUUCAUGAACCACAUCGGCAAGAUCGGAGCAGUGGGCCGCUCCAACUUUUUCUACAAGCUCCUCUUCAAGUAUGACCUGGUAAGGUAUGACAUGGUACGAGAUGAGCCAGUCAGGAACAGCCAGGGCUUCUGUCAACACGUUAACAAGGGUGAGACGGGUCUUCUCUUGUCCAAGAUUGGCGCCUCCAGUCCCUUCUUUGGCUACGCGGGGAGCAAACAGCUGACCGAGAAGAAGUUGAUGAGGAACGUGUUCGUGAAGGGAGACGCGUACUUCAACACUGGAGACCUCAUGGCUGAAGAUGCUGAGGACUUUAUCUGUUUCAAGGACCGAGUGGGGGACACUUUCCGGUGGAAGGGUGAAAACGUGGCAACAACAGAAGUGACGGAGGUGCUCGGACUGGUAGACUUUAUCCAAGAGGCCAAUGUCUAUGGGGUGGAGAUUCCAGGAAAUGAGGGAAGAGCCGGAAUGGCCGCCAUCAUCGUGAGGCCUGAAUGUGAGUUUAGCGGGAAGAAGCUAUUUGACCACGUCCUCAAUGAUCUACCAGGCUAUGCUCGUCCUCUCUUCAUAAGGCUUCAGGAAUCAAUGGAGAUGACGGGAACCUUCAAGCAGCAGAAAUUCAAUCUAGUGAAGAGUGGAUUCAACCCUUCAACAAUCUGCGGCCCUCUCUAUUUCCUGGAUUUCUCCGAGAAAAGCUACGUUCCCCUCACGAACACGCUGUACAGCAGCAUUUUGGCUGGCGAGCGGAAGCUAUAGUGGUUAACCGUAGCUAAAACCACCAACCCAUUUGGUUCACUGAGACGGUGGCAGCAUAGUUGUGCCGUUUCGAAGAGGGACCGAGAGACCGUCAAUUGGGUCUAUUCCUAAUUGUGUAUAAUGUAUGAAAUUGUGUCGUAUGAGUGGUCGGGAUCAACAGAGUGGGUUAAUGAUGAAUAGGGGGGGGGGGGUCAGUCUUAUAUUGAUGGGGGUGUAAAUUGUGCCUCAUCUGAUUUUAUUAUUAUUUUUACUUUAAAAAAUUUCUGUUUUCCUCUCUGGCUUCCAGAUCUAUUGUCAAGACCGUUCAGCUGAGAAGGCUAAAUUGACUUGAGACCAGUGAACCUCAACAAUCAGCACUUCCACUGUCCGUCUGUGCCAUUUUUAAUUUGCGGAUGGGGUGUCAUAAAGUGUCACUAGUUCCUCGUUGAAAUAAAGACGAAUGGCAGACUAAAUAGAGGCGUCGUGUGUUUUGAGGCACCGAUGACCACAUUCUGGCCACCCAAAAUUCUUCGUUCUGACCUACUACACUAACCAACGUAGAUAUGAACUUUUAAUAUCAGAAACGGUCCAUACGCUUUGCUACAAAUAGUAGUAAUUAUUUUUUAAAUUUUAAUUGUAUUUAUUUUAUACAUAUAGUUAAGGCUCAUAAUUUAAACCAAAGUAGGUGCGCUUCACAAAAGUAAAUUUGUUAGGUGUCGUCCAGUAACUGUGUUGAGAGAGUACAGUCCACUGGCACAGCACUAGUUUAUUAAGGGCAUCAUGCACUAUUUCUUGUUUUCAACAGUUUGCCAGUUAGUCAUUAUCAUCUUGUGUUACUCUGAGAUGUAACCAGACCCAGGUCCAAGUAGUCUUUAUUUCCUUACUUGUACUUUUGUACCUGUUCCAGUGAUUCCAUUGUACGACCACCUCAAGAAAACAAGUACUAUUUGAACCCGGGGGUCUGAAUGUGAUGCAAAGUGAUUAUAUUUACUGUCAAAUGACAGCUGAGAAGUUUGUCAGGGAUUCUUUUAAGGGUCCAAUUCAGUCAAACCAGUGUUUGCCUUAUCCCCUCAAUAAAAUAACAAUGUGGUACUGUAAAAUACUAGCCUGAGGGCCAUUCUGUUGGUGCUAUCAUGCCAACUCCUUGUCAGCCAAUGUCAUGCCAAUACUUGUCAUAUUUGACUUGCAAUGGAGUUGGCAAGAGCACAAACAGGUCUGAGACCAGGCUAUAGAAGGAGACAACAGAUCUGGGACCAGGCUAUAGGAGGAGACAACAGAUCUGGGACCAGGCUAUAGGGGAGACAACAGAUCUGGGACCAGGCUAUAGGAGGAGACAACAGAUCUGGGACCAGGCUAUAGGAGGAGACAAACGAUCUGGGACCAGGCUACAGGAGGAGACAAUAGAUCUGGGACCAGGCUAUAGAAGGAGACAACGGGUCUGAGACCAGGCUAGUAAAAGAACAAGCAAGCCACCUCUUAUAAGUAGAUGCUCCUAGCUUUGUAAUUAGGCAUCUGGGUAGUUGGCCUCAUUUAUGCAGUAUCUCUACUUACUAAGGCAUGUUUGAGGCUAAGGCAGGUUUGACUGAAUUCAGCCCUUUGUUUAAGAGUUUUCUAUGUAUAGGUAUUGUUAAUUUGUACAGCUAUUUGAACUAUGUUUUGGUGAAGAAGACUAUAGUUUACAAUGUCAAAUGUUGAAUUCAUUGAGAUGAUCAAGUCCCUAUGAUUAAUCUAGCUGGGACUAUAAUAUAAUUGUCAUAUAAUUUAAGCACAAUGAAUGAUUGCAAUGAAGUUAUUUUGCGCAGUGUGUGAAAAUCUGCGAUUUUUAGGUUGUCUGAUACCUCUUGUUUUGAUUUCCUGUUUGGACAGCCAAACACAUUUAUUUCACUUUGAUUAUUUAAAAUGUUGAAUAUUUGGUCAAAUGGUGUUUAAACAGCAUUUGUUGUUUAUCAUUUUAAUUUGAUAGUAUUUAAUUUGGGUGAAUGUGUGUCUAGUGCUUGUGUGCCCAAUACAUCAACACUUUCAAAUGCAGAUUUCAGAGUUAUAUGGACCACCAUUUUCAACUUUUCCUUCAGACACUUAUAGUGAUACUAGUGCCACCAGAUUCAAUUUCCUUAUACAAAUUCAAUAGCAUUACAUUUCCUUAUACAAAUUCAAUAGCAUUACAUUUCCUUAUACAAAUUCAAUAGCAUUACAUUUCCUUAUACAAAUUCAAUAGCAUUACAUUUCCUUAUACAAAUUCAAUAGCAUUACAUUUCCUUAUACAAAUUCAAUAGCAUUACAUUUCCUUAUACAAAUUCAAUAGGAUUCAAUUUCCUUAUACAAAUUCAAUAGCAUUACAUUUCCUUAUACAAAUUCAAUAGCAUUACAUUUCCUUAUACAAAUUCAAUAGCAUUACAUUUCCUUAUACAAAUUCAAUAGGAUUCAAUUUCCUUAUACAAAUUCAAUAGCAUUACAUUUCCUUAUACAAAUUCAAUAGCAUUCAAUUUCCUUAUACAAAUUCAAUAGCAUUACAUUUCCUUAUACAAAUUCAAUAGCAUUACAUUUCCUUAUACAAAUUCAAUAGCAUUACAUUUCCUUAUACAAAUUCAAUAGGAUUCAAUUUCCUUAUACAAAUUCAAUAGCAUUACAUUUCCUUAUACAAAUUCAAUAGCAUUACAUUUCCUUAUACAAAUUCAAUAGCAUUACAUUUCCUUAUACAAAUUCAAUAGCAUUACAUUUCCUUAUACAAAUUCAAUAGGAUUCAAUUUCCUUAUACGAAUUCAAAAUUAUUCAAUUCAGAUUCAAUUUCUGGUGUCAUUUGUCAUCUUUGCUUUUACCCGAAACCCAUCUUUCCAAAAUGGAAAAUAUGCCUGUACAUUUUGAAGUAACAGCUAGGGUCUUAGGGCUACAACAGUAAAUAGUCAGAGUGAUCUGACAGUCCUGUUAAUGUCAGUGUGUGUAAAAGCUAUAACACUACUUAACACUGAAAGUUAUGUUGAAUGCAUUACGAUGUGGUUUAUAAUGCAUUAUAAAACAUGUUAUAAUCAUGUAUGACCCCUCCCCCCUUUGAUAAAGUCUUACCUCAUAAUGAUCAUCUCAAAUUUCAGUCAGUUGAAAACAUGAUACAUAGAGAGACGUAUUACAGGCUUUUAAAACAAGACUGAUGCUUUCUUACAACAGGUAAUAAAGUGUUGUAGCUGCUUCAAGUGGUACUAGUUAUACCACCUGUUGUGUUGAUUCUCUCAGGGUACUUUUACUGUGUGCACUGGGAAGACCUUGCAAGCUGUAGGGUUUUUAACCCAUUGAGGUCUAACAGUAUAUGUACUGUAUUUGUGUUUUCCAUUGUCAUCAUUGAAGCCUUCAUUAACAGUUCUUUAGAACACAUAUUUAGCCUAGCUGAUUAUGGGAAUAGUCUGUGCCAUUGUGAAUAUGAUAUGGAAGAAUUAUUAAAAGUUUUAAAAAAUGA
Messenger RNA from Oncorhynchus tshawytscha (Chinook salmon), 5449 nucleotides. It is a transcript of the gene slc27a6, whose product is annotated as solute carrier family 27 member 6. The record is from RefSeq and is a predicted model, not a curated record. Lineage: Eukaryota; Metazoa; Chordata; Actinopteri; Salmoniformes; Salmonidae. Gene Ontology annotation, molecular function: long-chain fatty acid transmembrane transporter activity; long-chain fatty acid-CoA ligase activity. Bases 154 to 2025 code for a protein of 623 amino acids. The transcript has 10 exons.